Molecule: messenger RNA, 3882 nt
Organism: Botrytis cinerea B05.10
Lineage: Eukaryota; Fungi; Ascomycota; Leotiomycetes; Helotiales; Sclerotiniaceae
Gene: Bcrtt10
Product: Bcrtt10
Exons: 2
Coding region: 101-3817 (1238 amino acids)
Biological process (GO): tRNA methylation
Cellular component (GO): cytoplasm
Molecular function (GO): protein binding
Source: RefSeq, a predicted model, not a curated record
GGAAUGAAUGCACGACAGUCAUGGUAUUUUGUCUUGAAUACUUCUGAUAUCAAACUACUUACAUAAACAUGCAGAUAUUGAUCAAAAUCUGUCAGUAUCAAUGUCUUCUUUCAAGCAUAACCACUCAUUGAGCCCAAUUUUGGCAUUGGAAUUUUACCAUACUUCUACUGGUAAACUGUUGAUUCUUGCAGCUGAAGGUUCUUUUCUCAAGAUAUAUGAUGCCAAAACUUCCAGUCAGAUUGGCCAAUGUAGAGUCUUUGACUCACAGGCAAUUCAUGGUAUCAUUAUUAGAGAAUUGAACAAUGAUUCCAAAGACGAUUUGCAGGUAGUUAUUUGGGGCGGUCAAUGUUUGACCUUGAUCCGCAAAUCUCAAAUUGAAGAGAUCAUAUCUCAACAUGUGACUAGUAUCACGGAAACUGCGACAUCAGCCAGUGACUGGGUUCUCAGUGUUGCAUUUUGUCCUUGGGAAAACGAUGGCUGUGUCAUGGUUACUGCUCACAAUGCAAUGGUUCAAGCAACACUAUCAAAGGAAAACAGGACAACGAUAUUACGCCAACUACAACCUUCUUCGCGAUCUAUGUUGUACUCUGCGAGUCUCGUUUGCGAGAAUCAGGAUACUGUUAUAGUUGCAGCAGGAACUAUCUUCGGCGAGGUCAUUGUUUGGAAAUGUGUUGCUGCCGAAGAUAACUCUAAAUUUCACAAUGAAGCCCUCUUUGUUUUCACUGGUCACGAGGGUUCCAUUUUUGGGGUCGAUAUAUCUCCACCGAUCAUGGGCCAUGAUGGAAAGACCACACGAUUGCUAGCGAGCUGUAGCGAUGAUCGUACAAUACGAAUAUGGAAUCUUGCGGAAGACUCACAAAAUGAUGCAGAUGCUAUGAAGUUAGCUGCCGACUUACUGCCAAGAGAGACAGGUUUCGGAGAGAAAGCAAAACCUCAACAGGACUCUAAUGGCUUCAACCGAUGUAUUGCGGUAACUAUGGGCCAUGCAUCUCGUAUAUGGGGUGUCAAAUUUCACUUUCCUAAUAUUUCAACAUUUGGCACCUCACCAAUCACCAUUCUUUCUUUCGGAGAAGAUUCAACAGCUCAACAAUGGACACUUGAACUUGGGAGUGAGCUUCAAAAUGGGGGCAAAACCUCUGAUAUUUCAGAAUUUGAUGUUUCUAAACCUAGUUUAAACGAUCUUGCUAAGUUAACACACAUCAAAACUUUUGCAUUUCAUACCGGAAAGCAUAUUUGGUCAGCAGCUAUUACUCAAAUAGAAAACAGUCAAAAUUUGCUCGUCACUGGUGGAGCAGAUGGAAAAAUCUCAACAUAUUGUUUUGAAGAAGAGACAAAGCCAAAUCCAAUUCAAAUUGAUGCGUUAGGCAAGGAUGCCGACUCUGCAACGGACAAUCCUAUUGAAGGUUCAUAUUACUCGGUAGCUUUUGAGCUCGAAGAUGUUUUAAAGUCUCUCAAUUCUACGGAAUCCUGUUACAAGGAGGAACAGGAUCAAGAAUCCGUCGUAUCGAAGAAAAACAAGAAGGCGCCCAAAGAUGCCUUCAAUCGGUAUGCAUUUGUAUCUGAAAAUGAUUUCCUGAUCACGACAACAUUCGGAAGAAUUCUCAAGGCUACUGUUGGAAAUUCGGUCAAUUUCAAAGAGCUGUCUCUACCCGAAUCCAGUGCUCAAGAUCUUAGAUCUUAUUCUAUUUUGAAGGGCAACUCAACUCUGGGAUUAUGUUGCUUGGCGGGUACAAACGGGAAAAUAUUCUUGUAUCAACCAGGACUGCCCAUCGUUCAAAUAGGGCAAGUCGAACGAAAACCAUCUGAUGUGUUUAUUGUCCCAGCAAAUGAUAACCAAUCAGUUGAAUUAUUAGUCACACUAUUGGGAACCCAAGAACUGACAAUAUUCUCUUUCAAUCUGGAAUCUUCCGUCUCACAACCUCUUAUUGACAGAAGGACUCUCUCAUUACCCCCGAAAUUCAUAGUCACAGGUGCUGGUACAUGUAACGACCAUCUCGUCAUUGGCUCUAGAGAAGGUAAAAUCGCGGUACACGACACCAACACCAACACUAUGAAUACCUGGAACUCGCUUGGUAAGAAGGAUGCUAUUACUUCCAUUGUUGCUGUUCCCAGGACCGAUUCUAAGCAAACCACAAGCUACUUCGCAAUCACUAGUCGAGACGGGUUAUAUGCCAUAUUUUCAUACAACAAUGAAGCUGCGCCAAAGAUUUCAUGUGUACACUCUGCUGCACCACCAUUUGGACCCAUGAUUGAAGCUUGUUGGUUUCAAGGUUCUGAUUUAAUUCUAUAUGGCUUCAAAAGUAAGAGUCUUAUCGUAUGGAAUGAGACGAGACAAUCUGAGAUUAUGCGUAUCGACUGCGGAGGUGCACAUCGAGCUCACGCAUAUUCUCCCUUUGAGGGGACUCAAGGUGGUGGUAGUGGUCACUUGAUAUACACAAAAGCAUCACAACUCUUUCUUCAUUCCCAAAAAGUUCCUUCUCAUCGCACCAUUAAACCAGGCGGCCACGGGCGAGAAAUCAAGACUUGUGCUAUAGGGGGCUCUCCCCAAAUGAUAGCAACCGGUGCUGAAGAUACCAAUAUCAGAAUCUGGCGCUACGAGAACAAAAAUACACAAAACACGAAUCAAAGCUUUGAUUCACACUCCCUCAAUUGCCUCUCCACAAUCCAAAAACACACGGCAGGUCUCCAGCACCUUCACUGGCACAACUCACACUACCUCUUCAGCAGCGGUGGCGUCGAAGAAUUCUACAUCUGGCGCAUCCAAUCAAUUCCUGGCUUCGGUCUCGGAGUCAUAUGCGAAGCUUCUUGUCCUGAUCCCACUGCCGAACAGGAUCUACGCAUCAUGUCUUUCGACGUGUCUGAUAUUCCCGGGAGCGAGUACGAAGAAAUGAUCAUCACGCUUGCCUAUUCGGACUCAACCAUGCGCACUUAUCUUUACUCAAGGAUCAGUGGAUGGAAGUUACUGGUUAGGGGUCAAUAUACAUCUGCAUGUUUAAUGCAAAUAGCGCAUCUACAGAUUUCCCACUCAGAGCUCACUUUCCUAACCGCGGCUACCGACGGAAGUCUCUGUAUCUGGAGGGCCCCUCUCCCCUUCUCCCCCAAUUCCCAAGCCCAAUCCCAAAAUCCCGCAGAAGCCCCCUCCUCAAUCUCACCCCCACAAACUUCCACCCCCAUCCUCAUCUCACACACCAAAAUCCAUCAAAACGCCAUCAAAACCCUCGCGUUCAAAUACACCCCCGCUUCCGCUACUACCGCUCCAUAUCUCGUAAUCAUCACCGGCGGCGACGAUAACGCAAUCGGCGUGACGCUGUAUCCGAUUUCGGAACCUUCGGGCCUGGGUUUGAAGUCCUCUUCUUUCCAGAACCCGAUGAAAAUACUCGUCCCCAAUGCGCACGCGGCUGCUGUUACGGGAUUGGUGUUUAUGCCUCAUUCUCAUUCUCAUUCUCAGCCUCGUCUCCGUUCUACAGAUAUUAUAGAUAGCGCAGACGACGAGGACGAGAAGAAAAAGAAAAAGAAAAAGGAAACGGAUAUGUAUAUCGUAUCUUCCAGCACUGAUCAGCGGGUUAAGACGUGGCGGGUUGCGAUUGCUUCUUCUUUUACAUCUACAUCAACAGCCGAAAAAGAAAAAGGGGAAACAUGCCCGAUAGAUAUCGAGAUGGUAGGGGAUGAGUUUACGGCGGUGAGUGAUAUUGGGGAUGUGGGUUUGAUUCCUGGGGAUGAUGGGAACGGGGCGAAAGCGAUUAUUGUAGGGAAUGGAAUGGAGAUAUGGGGAUUUGGAGAGACGAAAUCGAGUUUUGAGAUUCGAGAUUCUGUGUGAAGAAUAGCAUAGUAUGACACGAAAAGACAUAGUAAAGGGAAAAGAUUCUUUGAGAAUUCAUUACA